Molecule: messenger RNA, 249 nt
Organism: Penicillium pulvis
Lineage: Eukaryota; Fungi; Ascomycota; Eurotiomycetes; Eurotiales; Aspergillaceae
Exons: 2
Coding region: 1-249 (82 amino acids)
Source: RefSeq, a predicted model, not a curated record
AUGAACCUCUGGAAGUUUACGUAUCGGCCUAAUUCCGCAGCCCUGGAGGUCUUCACUGCACGGGCCCAUACCAUUGAUGGCGUUGAAAUAGAUCAGAUCCAUCGCCCAUCUCUACCUGGUCCAGAGCGGAGCCCCAGUGGGGACUUGGCACGGUUGAAGGGGGUUGAGUCCAUUGCCGUGCUAUCGCCCAAUGUGCGAACAGACUAUACAGAUCUGCAGAAGUAUAGCAAACGAGCCGCGAUGUCAUGA